AUGAAACCGAUCCUCACGGCCCUGGGUGCCCUGCCGCUGGCAGCCCUUGCCACUUCUGGCUCUGUAUCAAACCAGGCGGUACUCUCCGGUGCUGAUGCUGGUACUGCCGACGACCAGGUCGCUGUGCGUACUCCCAUGGGAAUCAUCAUCGGAUCCGUCACCACGGUGGAAAACUUCAACGGAAUCCCCUACGCCGAGCCCCCGCGUCCAAAGGGCACGGAACCCGGCGACAACCUGCCGGUGCUCUUUUACAUCUUUGGCGGCGGCUUCAUGUUUGGCGCCACCAGCGCCAACAACGCCGAGGACUUUAUCCAGUUCGCCGAGGGCAAGGACAAGGGCUUCGUCUUUGUCGGGGUCAACUAUCGUGUCGGCGGGUUCGGGUUCCUGGGCGGCUCGGAGAUUCUGGAGGACGGCAGCGCCAACCUCGGGCUCCUCGACCAGCGCAUGGGUCUGGAAUGGGUGGCGGACAAUAUUGCAUAUUUCGGCGGCGAUCCAGAAAGAGUCACGCUGUGGGGCCAGUCUGCCGGUUCCAUCUCCGUCUUUGACCAGAUGGCCCUCUACGACGGCGACGCGACGUACAAGGGCCGGCCGCUCUUCCAGGCCGCCAUCAUGAACUCGGGAAGCGUCAUCCCCACGGAGCGGGUGGACUCGAGCAAGGCGCAGCGCAUCUUUGACGCGGUGGCCAGCAAGGCCGACUGCCGGGGUGCCAGCAGCACCAAGCUGGCCUGUCUUCGGUCGCUGGACUUUGAGGACUUUUACCACGCCGUCAACUCGGCCCCCCGCAUCCUCGACUACUCCUCGCUGGCGCUCUCGUACCUGCCCCGGCCGGACGGGGUCAUCCUGACCGACAGUCCGGAAGUGCUCGCCAAGAAGGGCAGGUACCACGCCGUCCCCGUCAUCAUAGGCGACCAGGAAGACGAGGGGACCUUGUUCUCGUUUGCGCAAAAGGAUCUCAACUCGACAGAGGCCCUGGUCGGCUACCUCGAGGACUACUUUUUCGCAAACGCCACACGCGAGCAGGUCGAGGGCCUGGUGGCUACGUACGGCGACAACUCGGAAGCCGGGAGUCCUUUUCGCACGGCGCUCCUGUACGAGUGGUACGAGGCUGAGUAUAAGGCCGGCAAGGGCUUUAAGCGCGUGGCGGCCCUGCUCGGCGACGUGGUGUUUACGCUUUCGCGACGACUUGCCGUCGAAGGCAUGGUGCGGUCCAACCCCAAGGUCCCCGUGUGGUCCUAUAUCAACUCGUACGCCUACGGCCUGGUGCCGUACUAUGGCACCCCCCACGGCUCAGACGUGAGGAUGAUGUUCAAGGGCACGGGCAACCCCGCCCAGUCUUCCAGGACGUAUUACCUCAACCUGAUGUACCAUCUGGAUCCUAAUGUCGACCGUGGAAUCUACAAAGAGUGGCCGACGUGGACCACAGAAGAGAGGAAACUGCUGCACAUCAAUCUGGGUGUGAAUGAAAUAAUUGAGGACGACUUUAGACAGGAGAGCUACGAAUACCUUGCGAAGCAUGCGCAGGUGCUGCAUUUUUAA
Messenger RNA from Ustilaginoidea virens, 1536 nucleotides. RefSeq lists its product as uncharacterized. The transcript has 2 exons. The record is from RefSeq and is a predicted model, not a curated record. Lineage: Eukaryota; Fungi; Ascomycota; Sordariomycetes; Hypocreales; Clavicipitaceae. The coding region runs from base 1 to 1536 and encodes 511 amino acids.